GGGGUUGCUUUAAAACAAUUUUGUAAUAUAUAUAAUCGAAUAACGCAGUGUAUUUUUAAAAACAGAACUGUUGUGUGUAGACACGAGCGUGAUACACAACAAAUUGUGACUGAUCAAUGAUUCAUUUGUAACAGACAUUCUGCAUGACUGUCAUUCAACAUUAUUAAUCACUAAAGUGUCGAAUGAUCGAGGUGAUUACGGUUAUGAUUAUGAAUACAGUUAGGUUACAUUGUAUUAAUGUUCAAUCCGUCACAUAUUCAUUCAUGGCUCAUAAUUUAAUUAAUUGAGGUUGUAUUGAUGAUCCAUACCAAAUGGUCACACUUUAUGUUAAUGUCAACAAAUGGUUAAACACUUACGCGAUAAUAAUAGUAUGUGGCUAUCAGGGCGGCAUGUUUGGCUCAACCAAUGGCGUGUGUUUGGGGCGGGACUAAUUUUUUUUAUCGACCAAUGGCAGACGGAGGCGGUGUUCUGGGGAAACCGGUUUGACAACAGAUUAUUUUUGAACAGAUUAUUGUUUGAUGUCACUAGUGGCGCUAAGGUCAUGUCGUCCAUUAAAGUUGAAUGUGUUAUCAAAGAACAGAAUGAAGUCGGUGAGAGUCCGGUCUGGGAGGAGAAGGACUCCACUUUGUUGUAUGUUGAUAUUCUGGGUAAAAGGGUCAGCCGGUGGAACUCACUGACCAAUCAAAUAGACAGUAUUACCACAGAGAAACUUGUAGGCUGUGUGGUUCCACGGCAGGCAGGUGGUUACGUCAUUGCGGAGGAAACACGGUUUGCAUUUGUUGACUGGGUAAAGCGUUCAGUUACACCUGUCGCCAAUGUCAAUGACAGGGAAAAACCAAACACCCGCUUCAAUGAUGGAAAAGUAGAUCCAGCUGGCAGGUUUUUUGCAGGUACCAUGGGUUUGGACAUGAAGCCUGACGUGACGGAUGGGGCGCUGUACACCCUCCUUCCUGACCAAUCUGUUGUCCAGCAUUUUGACCAAGUGCACCUCUCCAACGGUUUGGACUGGUCACUGGAUCACCGCAUCUUCUACUAUAUCGACAGCCUGGCGUUCAUGGUGGAGGCCUUUGAUUAUGACAUCCAGACUGGAGGGCUGUCUAACCGCAGAAUGGUUUACAAGAUGGAGAAAGAUGAAGGCAUACCAGACGGUAUGUGCAUAGACACAGAGGGCAAACUGUGGGUUGCCUGCUACAGUGCAGGAAGAGUGCUGCGUAUCGACCCACAAACAGGCACACGAAUGCAGACAGUGAAACUACCAGCUGAGAAAACCACUUCAUGCUGUUUCGGAGGGAAAGACUACAGUGAUCUCUAUGUCACCUCAGCGUAUGCAGGCAUGGAUGCAGAUUCACUAGCCAAGCAUCCUGAAGCUGGCUGCACAUUUAAGGUGUCUGGUUUAGGAGUGAAGGGCAUCCCACCAUUCUCAUACACUGGAUGAAAACCAAGGAAAAAGUGAUUGUUAAUGAAAGCGUCAUGAUCAUUUUGCAGUCACAAUACAACAAUAGUGUUCUAAUCAUGCAGUUAGAGUAUCAGUGAUACUCGCACCUCAUAUAAUAUUAGAAAAUCUUACCUCAUUCCAGAUGAUUUCCAUAAUGUUUGACAUUUCUAAUAUUAGAUACAAUUAUUAUUAUAAGUAUUAGAGACAAGCAUUUUGUCUAGACAGCUAAAAUCAAAGAUGUAAUUGUAUGUGGAAUAAUAUGCAUUUUAAUUUAAUUCAAUUUAAAUCAACUACACAAAGAGCGAUCUGUGACUUUGCACACAUUUUAGGAGAUUAUUUCAAGUAAUGUAUUUUUGGGUCAUUUAGGGUAACUUGUAAUCACAAAUGUGAUGUUGGUUUGGCUCUGCUGCUGAAGUGAGUCAGACAACCAUGAUUUUAAAAUGUAAUUAUGAUUGAAUUUUUUUUUUUUUCUCUCUUCCAAGUCAAAAAGACAAACCAUUCACAACCUAAUGUAUGUCCAUAAUCUUUAUUUCAGAGUAAAACCUUUUCAGCGAGAAAAUGUAGCCAGGACUUAAUUUUACUGGGAAUUGAUUAGAUCGUAACAGUUGUUAUAUGCCAGAAUUGUGGUUGGAAGGAAGGGGCUGAAAACGGAUUUGUUGCGUCAGCUGAAAUGUCAUUUCAGACCGUGCAUUAAGAGGGGUGAAUAGGGUCAGUUUCAUGUUGACUUAAGGAUACUAAGUAAACCUACAGGUUUUGGUGCAAAGGUUUAAUAGAUUCAUUCAUUUUGUUUGUUGGUUUGCUGUAUUUGUGAAUCUUUCUGCUUAACCUGAAAUAAUAAGAUAAAAGUUUAAAAAUUAAAUGAU
This is a messenger RNA of Onychostoma macrolepis, 2298 nucleotides long. It is a transcript of the gene rgn, whose product is annotated as regucalcin. The coding region runs from base 341 to 1435 and encodes 364 amino acids. NCBI's taxonomy places the organism in Eukaryota, Metazoa, Chordata, Actinopteri, Cypriniformes, Cyprinidae. The record is from RefSeq and is a predicted model, not a curated record. Gene Ontology annotation, biological process: L-ascorbic acid biosynthetic process. The transcript has 7 exons. Gene Ontology annotation, molecular function: enzyme regulator activity; calcium ion binding; gluconolactonase activity.